CGCUUCUUCACGCCCGCGGCGGGCUUCCGUCAACACCAUUCUCCUUCCUGGUUCUGGGAGCCCCGGGAGGCAGGGAGAGCAGGGCGGCCAUAAGGGAUUGGGGCAAAGACCCAGAGGCGGAAGGAGGGACUUCCGCGUACUGCCGGAAGUGACGCGACAGUCGCGGCCGCCGACAGGUGGAACGGCAGGUGGGUUCAGGUGCCAGCCUGGCCCGGACCCGGCUGCGGGACCGACGUUUCCGGUGAGCGGCGGAGACAGCCCCCAAGGGCCUAAGACCCGUGGGGCGGGCUCUGGGAUCUGAGCCCACCGCCCUGGCCUGGAGUGCCCCCCCUUACCUACUUCCCAUCCCCCUGCCGAGCUGGGCAGUUAGCCAGCCCAUCUCAACUCUCGGAACCAUGUUUGCAGACUUGGAUUAUGACAUCGAGGAGGAUAAACUCGGAAUCCCUACUGUGCCCGGGAAGGUGACCCUGCAGAAGGAUGCUCAGAACCUGAUUGGGAUCAGCAUUGGCGGAGGCGCCCAGUACUGUCCCUGCCUCUACAUCGUCCAGGUCUUCGACAACACCCCCGCGGCCCUGGACGGCACGGUGGCGGCGGGCGAUGAGAUCACUGGUGUCAACGGCAGGUCCAUCAAAGGGAAAACGAAGGUGGAGGUGGCCAAGAUGAUCCAGGAGGUGAAGGGGGAAGUGACGAUUCACUACAACAAGCUGCAGGCGGACCCCAAGCAGGGCAUGUCCCUGGACAUUGUGCUGAAGAAGGUGAAGCAUCGGCUGGUGGAGAACAUGAGCUCGGGGACCGCGGAUGCCCUGGGCCUGAGCCGGGCCAUCUUGUGCAAUGACGGGCUUGUCAAGAGACUGGAGGAGCUGGAGCGGACCGCAGAGCUGUAUAAAGGAAUGACGGAACACACCAAGAACCUCCUCCGGGCCUUUUAUGAGCUGUCGCAGACACACCGGGCCUUUGGGGACGUGUUCUCCGUGAUUGGGGUGCGGGAGCCCCAGCCAGCGGCGAGCGAAGCUUUUGUGAAGUUUGCCGACGCCCACCGCAGCAUCGAGAAGUUCGGCAUCCGGCUGUUGAAAACCAUCACGCCGAUGCUGACUGACCUGAACACGUACCUCAACAAAGCCAUCCCGGACACCCGCCUCACCAUCAAGAAGUACCUGGACGUGAAGUUUGAGUACUUGUCCUACUGCCUGAAGGUGAAGGAAAUGGACGACGAGGAGUACAGCUGCAUCGCCCUCGGGGAGCCCCUGUACCGCGUGAGCACAGGCAACUACGAGUACCGCCUGAUCCUGCGCUGCCGCCAGGAGGCCCGCACCCGCUUCUCCCAGAUGCGCAAGGACGUGCUCGAGAAGAUGGAGCUGCUGGACCAGAAGCACGUGCAGGACAUCGUGUUCCAGCUGCAGCGCUUCGUGUCCACCAUGUCCAAGUACUACAACGACUGCUAUGCGGUGCUGCGGGACGCCGACGUCUUCCCCAUCGAGGUGGACCUGGCGCACACCACGCUGGCCUACGGCCUCGGCCAGGAGGAGUUCACCGACGGGGAGGAGGACGAGGACGAGGAUGAGGAGGCGGCCGCGGGGCAGCCGGGCAGAGAAGCGCAGGGGGCCGCCGGGCCCCUGGACAAGGGUGGGAGCUGGUGUGACUCCUGAGUGCCCAGUGGGGUGCAGAUCUGGGGGGUAGGGCGAGUGGGCGAAGACAGCGGGAGCGGGGCGGGGCCGCUGCACAUCAGGGUGGCUCAUAAAGAAAGGCCUGCUGGCUCGGGGCGCCGCCUCCUGCUCCUCUGUCCUAGACAGCGCACCUGCCCCCGCCCGGGCAGGGCACCGGCCGCGGCCUGGGACCUGGACACUGGCCCCUGCACCUCCCUGCCCACCUCCCGGCCAGGGGGAGAGCUGGUCUCUGGCCCUGCCUUAGGAAGGAGACGGAGGGCAGAAAGGACGAGGGUUGGAGGUGGCAGGAAGCCCAGGACCUGUUGCUCACGGCCCCUCCGCUGGCCCCCCUGGAGCCUACCGGGAGUGGGGGGCCGGGGCGGGCAGCCGAGGUCGGGACCAGUGUCUCGUGUGCACCCCGACCUCAGCCCAGGCAGGCCCCACCCCGUCCACACUCACACCUCGGCGGCCUUUAUUUAUUUUGUUCCCCGGCUCGGCCGCUGCCCUGGAGAGGGCUGGGCGCUGGGCCUGUAUUGAAUAAACACAAACCAGACGAAGCGGGCUCGGUGCAGUGGC
Talpa occidentalis (Iberian mole) is the source of this 2219-nucleotide messenger RNA. It is a transcript of the gene PICK1, whose product is annotated as protein interacting with PRKCA 1. Gene Ontology annotation, biological process: intracellular protein transport; positive regulation of receptor internalization; dendritic spine maintenance. Gene Ontology annotation, cellular component: trans-Golgi network membrane; postsynaptic density; postsynaptic early endosome. The record is from RefSeq and is a predicted model, not a curated record. The coding region runs from base 396 to 1646 and encodes 416 amino acids. Gene Ontology annotation, molecular function: phospholipid binding; protein domain specific binding; protein kinase C binding. The transcript is spliced from 13 exons. NCBI's taxonomy places the organism in Eukaryota, Metazoa, Chordata, Mammalia, Eulipotyphla, Talpidae.